Molecule: messenger RNA, 621 nt
Organism: Chaetomium globosum CBS 148.51
Lineage: Eukaryota; Fungi; Ascomycota; Sordariomycetes; Sordariales; Chaetomiaceae
Exons: 2
Coding region: 1-621 (206 amino acids)
Source: RefSeq, a predicted model, not a curated record
AUGGCACCUCAAAAUCGCCUUCAUGGCACUAUUGCGAACGACCAGCACCCAGCCCUUGGAAGGCGACCAAAAGGACGAAAAGAUUUGCAGAACCUCUGCCGCCGUAUUGACUGUCGCCGAAUACGACUUCUGGAUGACACAGUGACCGAGACUAUCCUGAAGUUUGAUUCCGGUCCGCAAGGGACCGAGCUGGGCACCCGCUCCGGCACGAUUCCGGGUUUCGAUGGCGGUAGUGGUAUACCGGCGAGGGAGCUAUUUGCAAUCAAGAACGCAGACGAGCUUGACGGCCACUCUGUUUACACACUGCUCCUCCACGGCGACGAGUUGCUAUACGUCUACAGCGACCGUACUACGGCCCCCCGUAUACGGAGGUACUGGAACAGGAGUUACAGGACUGGAGCUAUUCCAUCCGCAGCACCAAAUCCAACAUGUUGUAACUAUCCAGUCGCGGCCGUUAUCUCGCAAAACCCAUACCAAAUAAUCCAAGCCGGCCAAGAGAACAACUCCAACCCCCUACACGGAAUCCUCCCCAAAUACCACCCGAACGGCACGCUCGAAACCAUACUCGAAUUCCAUAUCCCGGACUUGAUGCGCGCUGGCGCCAGUGGCCUUGCUGAAUAG